CGACAUCCGGUGUAACGACCGAGCCCAAAUCGCUCAGCUGUCAAAAUCAGCCAUCAUCUUUAAUUUUGUAGUGAAAAAUGUCUCCACUGUUUUUGUACCUCCUCCCAUGUUAGUUGAAGUUGUUCCACUGGGAUUUGCAAAGAACAGCAAGCCAGCGUUCGGAAUCGACGUGUAGACAACUGGUAGUUUUAGCAGCCAUUCGCUUGUGCAAGAACAAUGACAAAAUGAGCUCCAGCGAAGCCCACUGGGAACCUCUGGCGGAGAUUUAUUUGUCCUUUCCCAGUACCCAAGUUGAGUCGCCAGCAGUUUCCAGCCAGGGUAGGGAACAGAAAAACUGCACCUACUGUCUGUGCAGCCGUGUUUUCAUUCGAAACUACUAUGAUGUCUACGUAUCGACACUGGAACGGGGAGAGCCAAGUAUGUCUGAAGCGUCCGCUAUUGACCAACAGCAGCAGCAACAGUUGCAAGUCACGAAGGUUGCACCUGCCGAAGAAAUUGUGAAACCGCAGCCAGGAGGUACUGUCGAUGCGGGAGAAGAGGUUGAGGAUGACGUGUUCAGUGAGGAACCUGUGCGAAAGCAGCUUAGUUUUGGGAGAGGGGUAGUUAAAUGGGAAAGAGAUGGAACUGGAAGUGAGGCUAGCUGUUACUUUAGUGCCAGUGCUUCCCAUUCGGACACCAACUAUUGUAGUACAGAUGAGCACGAGCACAUUUUUCACGGAUCUGUUAUCGCUCAUCAUGGGUUACAUUCAAGCGAUAGUGGUGCGGACCUCUCGGAGAAAAAUUUCGAGCGUAAGAGCGGUUUCAGGGAUGAUUUUCUAGAUGGAAUUAAAGAAGCGUUGACAGUUGAUGGCAAAAUUGCGUCGAUGGUCCAUGGAGAACGCAACAACAGUCUUCCAGAGGUAUUUGGUCGGGAAGAUUUGCAGGAAGCUUGGGAAACAUUUUGGAGUAAACAUGGCGAAUCGAUCAUUUGGGCUUCAUGGAUCGAGAAAUACAGCGAUUAUAUUAAUCCCGAGUACAUGGAUGAAGCUUGCCAGCACGAAACAAAUGAAAUUUCAUCACAUUCCAAGAGUGAAGCCACUCCGGACACUACUUACGAUGCUUCCAAACAUUUUUCUUUCGACACUAUGGAAGCUGAUUCGGCGGAACCAAAAACGACCAUGGAGAUUGUUGUUUCGACUUGUUCGCCCCAUCCUUUCAAUCGUGGUGAAGCUUGGAACCCACUGAAUACUACCGGUGGCGACAUUUGGACCGCACACCGUUCAGGCUCGGGUGAAAAUGAUGCCUUGUUGAGUCCACGGUGCGAUUCGGUCACAUCAAGCAUUCCUCUCACCAUCGGAACUACGGAUUCGAUGACCAACGUGACGAGAAUGACAAUUUCCAGCUACGAUUUUUGUAGCUCUAAGGUGAGCUCGGAAUCUUCUAAUCUGAGUGAGUCGAGUUUGAGCGAGCAAAUUUCCUCCUACGGAAACAGUUCCAAUAGUUCCGAUAUGUUAGAGACAGAGUGUCUUGUUGGGGGCAGGGGCGCACAGACCUCGGGCUCGGCUGCUGUUGCUACUGCGGGUACCCUUCAGGAUGACGAAGCCGCUAUGGACGGAGAACAGUACUGGCAGAUUUUGUGGCAAAAACAUUUCCAGGAGCUCUACGCAAAACAUUACAACACGUUUAUGACCAACCGGGAUGAACAGCAGAGCGUCGGAGAGCGCUCGAAGCUACACAAAAGAAAACGAAACAGCAGCAGUGGCUCGAGUGGACUUCAUAAAACAACUUGCGUUGAUCAACUUCCGGAAUUGGUCGCUCAAUUGAAACUUGAACUUUCUGCUUCAAAUGAGAAAGAAGAACUAGGCAUCGUUACCGUUGACGGUGAUUCUAACAAACAAACUUCUAACGACAUAACAAACUCCAAUCAACAGCAGAAGAAUCAACAUGCUUCAAAUGAACAUGUCAUAGAGGAUCUUACCAGUGCAUUGGAAGCAUACGGUCUGCCAACGACAUUCGGUAAAUCCGGCAAAAAGCAGUCCGGCCGUGCCAACAGCGAAGACGGUGACGAUGGUCACCCGGAGGAUCGUCCAAUCAAUCUGAAACGAAGCCACGAAAGUGACACCGAGGAAACACCAAACGAUCGCCUCAAGGCAGCCUUUGAACUGAUGGGUUAUGCAUUUUCCGACCCGGCCGCUCGGCCUCAAGGGUCGGGAAACGACAACGAGCAGCCAAAUGAUAAUUCGACAACAAUUAUCAACAUCACUGGUGAGGUUGUAUACCGGAAGAAACAUAUAAGACUGCACAACAGAGUGCUGAAGAUGAAGCACCACAAGCCUAAGCACACGUACUUCGAUGACGAUGGGAAUGAGAUGCCCGGUUCUGAAAAGGAAGAAUCAGCAGCACAGGAAGCACUGAUGCAUACGUCUUCCGAUGAUGAGGAUCGAAGCGCUGCCGUUCCUCCGCGGAGCGUUUCAUCCAGCGUGAGAUCCAGUACGGUAUUGGAAUAUAGUCAACUGCAGGGGAAGGAGUCUCAAGAUGAGGAAAACGAGAAUGACGAUGAACACAAAGUUGAGGAAAAUCCGCCAUCAGAAGAAGCAGCAGAUGACUUUAGCUUUAUUCCGGGUCCCGCCAAAAAGGAGAAGAAGAAAAAGCGCAAGCCCAAAUUUGUGGCCAGUUUGCCACCGGAGAUCGCCAAUGAUAAAUCGCUGCUUAAAUAUUGGUACAAGCGCUUCUCAUUGUUUUCCCUGUUUGACGCCGGGAUCAAGCUAGAUCGCGAGAGUUGGUUCUCCGUCACACCGGAGAAGGUUGCCUCGCACACGGCGGAAAGGUGCCGGUCGGAUCUGAUUGUUGAUGCGUUCUGUGGCUGCGGUGGGAAUACCAUCCAGUUAGCAUUCACUUGCAACAGAGUGAUUGCAAUCGACAUCGAUCCGAAAAAAAUAGAAAUGGCAAAGCACAAUGCAACGGUGUAUGGCGUUGCCGAUCGAAUAGAGUUCAUUACAGGGGAUUUCCUCCAACUGGCGGAUCGACUUCGAGCAGACGUUAUAUUCCUGUCUCCUCCAUGGGGAGGCCCAGGAUAUUUAAAGGACGAGGUUUAUGAUCUGGAAAGCUCUCUGAUUCCUGUUCCGGCUACGGAGCUGAUGAGUAAGGCUCGGCAAGUUAGUCCUAACAUCGCUAUCUAUCUACCACGUAAUUCCAACACGCAACAACUGACAAUGCUAGCCGGCCCGAACAAUGCAGUGGAAAUAGAGCAGAGUUUCCUCGAUCGGAAACUGAUCGCCUUGACCGCCUACUACGGAGAUCUUAUCAAUGGGUGAGUGGUAGACAGUGGAGCAUUCUAAAGUUACUUAAACCAAACUUGAACGGGACAAGUUUUAGAUUAUCGGGAGUUUUGUACGAUUUUUUGCUUGAGUUUAUACAGUAUUUUUACUGUAUUUUUACAGUCAAAGAAUUCACCAGCGGGGAACUGUGUUUUCCUCAUGCAUCAGAUCAAUAGCAAUAGCCUCGGUAUAAUUUUAUUUCUAGUGAAUAUAUUUCAGCCAACGCUCGCCAUCGUUCAACUACAUUUUUCCGGUUAUGUACUAACUAUUAGUCAAUUUAGUCGAAAAUAACGCAUUUAAUGAUUUACUAGUUUCGGUUCUCCUCUUUGUUUUAAAGUUUUGCGAUAAUCUUGAUUUUAAAAUAGAAUAGUUUCUGACAGGCUUUAUUUUUAUCCUCGUUUGAAAAAAAUAUAUAACUCAUUGUAGCAAUAUGUUUGAUAUGGCAACUGGAUGAAAAUAAAUGACUAAAUUCUGAACAUGUGCGCAUUGAUUGGAUAAAGUAUGAAAAAUAAAGAACUACAUUAAUCGAAAA
Topomyia yanbarensis is the source of this 3828-nucleotide messenger RNA. Its product is annotated as trimethylguanosine synthase-like. The transcript is spliced from 5 exons. The coding region runs from base 225 to 3293 and encodes 1022 amino acids. Lineage: Eukaryota; Metazoa; Arthropoda; Insecta; Diptera; Culicidae. The record is from RefSeq and is a predicted model, not a curated record. Gene Ontology annotation, biological process: 7-methylguanosine cap hypermethylation; 7-methylguanosine RNA capping. Gene Ontology annotation, molecular function: RNA cap trimethylguanosine synthase activity. Gene Ontology annotation, cellular component: nucleus.